This is a messenger RNA of Fomitopsis serialis, 612 nucleotides long. RefSeq lists its product as uncharacterized. Lineage: Eukaryota; Fungi; Basidiomycota; Agaricomycetes; Polyporales; Fomitopsidaceae. The transcript is spliced from 2 exons. Gene Ontology annotation, molecular function: glutamine synthetase activity. The record is from RefSeq and is a predicted model, not a curated record. Bases 191 to 361 code for a protein of 56 amino acids.
GAGUACGACAUCUCCCAAGCCCAUGACGGUGGUCGAUGCCGAUUGGUCGUGUUGCGAAGCUCCGGACAGGUACAGUGGAGAACAAAGUAUCAUUAGAGAUCGACCUGCAGGGGGCGGGGCUUGAGUUGCAGAUGAUAGACGCGGAGUCGGCUCCAGGACAGGUAAGCUAUACGCGCAAUUCGUUCUAGCAAUGUGUCUGUUGAUGCGCUACCGACAGUUCGAAGUUGUCACCGGCCCUCUGUCCCCGCUCGAGGCAGCCGACGCGGUUGUACAUACCAGAGAGACCAUCUACAACGUCGCCAGCAAGCAUGGCCUCCGUGCUACGUUUGCACCACGGCUGCACGCCGACAUCUGUACAUGAGUCCUCUUCUCAACAGAUCACCCCGGCGUGCGCCUGACUCGUCUCUCGCAGGUGGCAACGGGUCCCUCUCUGUUGAUCUAGACUAAACAAAUCGACGUGCUCUAGAAGGUUUCGACGAGGCGGAUAACGGUCGCCUCCUCGGUAGGCAGCGUCAUAUGUUCCUCUAACAACUGCACCAUCGACGGUACUCGUGAGUACAUUGCUUCCCUGCUGAGGAAGCGGACUCACCUUGCUCACUCCCAGAUAUAUGC